Molecule: messenger RNA, 2919 nt
Organism: Vitis riparia (riverbank grape)
Lineage: Eukaryota; Viridiplantae; Streptophyta; Magnoliopsida; Vitales; Vitaceae
Product: putative leucine-rich repeat receptor-like serine/threonine-protein kinase At2g19230
Exons: 13
Coding region: 142-2790 (882 amino acids)
Biological process (GO): protein phosphorylation
Molecular function (GO): protein binding; ATP binding; protein kinase activity
Source: RefSeq, a predicted model, not a curated record
CCUAGCAUACAAGGCUUUGUCUUUAAAGCUUGUUUCAGCUCCAUACUAUCCAUAUCUCCUCUUCCUUCCUUAAUCUUUAGACUCUUCAGUUUCAUCCAGAUUUUGUCGCCUCCUCUUAAGUGUUUCAAGCUCUGAAACAGCAUGGAUGGUAGACUAACGUUGGCCUGGCUGAUCAUUCUUUUGGUGAUUAUUUCCUUGCACAGCUCGGGAUGGGUUUUAGGGACCUUCCAUGAAAACCAGACUGGUCGGCGGAAGCUCUCGGCCCAGGAAGGGUUCAUAAGCAUCGAUUGUGGGAUAGCUCCGGGCUCUGAUUAUACAGAUGAUGAAACUCAGAUAUAUUACACUUCGGAUGCAAAAUUCAUAGAUACUGGAAUCAAUUAUAAUGUUUCCAAUGAAUACGUUGAUGAGAAUACCGAUCAACAACUCAAGGACAUUAGAAACUUCCCAGAAGGAGACAGGAAUUGUUACGCCCUAGCACCAGGACAAGGCAAGAAUCAUAAGUAUUUGAUCAGGGCUUGGUUCAUGUAUGGGAAUUAUGAUUCCAAGAAUCAACCUCCAGUCUUCAAACUAUAUCUGGGUGUUGAUGAAUGGGCUACGGUGAAUAUAACAAAUGCCUCUGUUAUUAUCAGAAAGGAAAUCAUACACAUUCCGACAACAGAUGACUUAGAUGUGUGUCUAGUAAACGCAGGUUCCGGGACGCCAUUCAUAUCGGUGCUAGAGCUCCGACAGCUUAAUGAUUCCAUUUAUAGUCCAACUGAACCAGGAUCCCUGCUACUCCAUGACAGAUGGGAUUUUGGUACACAAAAAGAGAAGUGGAGCUUAAUCAGGAGCAAAGAUGAUGUUUACGACCGGAUUUGGAGACCAUUCACACAGUCGUCUUGGGAGUCCAUUAAUUCAUCAGUUGUAAGAUCUUCCUUUAGUGUCUCUGACUAUAAACUGCCAGGGAUUGUCAUGGCGACUGCUGCAACACCUGCAAAUGAAAGUGAACCCUUGCGAAUCUCUUUAGACAUAGAUGAUGAUCCUUCUCAAAAGUUAUACAUUUACAUGCACUUUGCCGAGGUUGAGGAAGGCGUGUUCAGAGAAUUUACUACCUUCGUGAAUGAUGAUGAGGCAUGGGGUGGGACUGUGCUUACUACAUACCUUUUUUCCUACACGGCAGAGAGCGACUAUUCCAUGAGCGGAAGUACCACAAAGAAAUUGUCCUUUUCACUAAAAAGAACAAACAGAUCCACGCUUCCACCAAUUAUCAAUGCUAUGGAGGUUUACAUAAUAAAAGAAUUCUCACAAGCAUCAACUCAACAAAACGAUGUUGAUGCAAUCAAGGGGAUCAAAUCAGAGUACGCAGUGAGCAGGAACUGGCAAGGAGACCCAUGUCUCCCAAUGGAAUACCAAUGGGAUGGCCUGACUUGCAGCCACAAUACUUCCCCUGCUAUAAUCUCAUUGAAUCUCUCAUUCAGCAAUUUGGCCGGGAAUAUACUUACUUCAUUUUCGGGUCUCAAAUCUUUACAAAAUCUGGAUUUAUCAUACAACAACUUGACCGGACCAGUACCAGAAUUUUUUGCAGACUUGCCAUCUUUAACAACCCUUAACUUAACGGGGAACAACCUAACAGGUUCGGUUCCACAGGCUGUUAUGGAUAAGUUGAAGGAUGGAACUCUGAGUCUUGGCGAAAAUCCAAGUCUUUGUCAGUCAGCCUCGUGCCAAGGAAAGGAGAAGAAGAAGAGCAGGUUCCUUGUUCCUGUUCUCAUAGCUAUUCCGAAUGUAAUUGUGAUCCUGAUCCUCAUAACUGCCCUUGCAAUGAUCAUCCGGAAGUUCAAAAGGAGAGAAACCAAAGAGAAGUCAGGGAAUUCCGAGUUCACUUACUCUGAGGUUGUGAGUAUCACCAAUAACUUUAGUCAGACCAUCGGUAGAGGAGGAUUCGGACAAGUUUUUCUAGGCACUUUGGUAGAUGGCACUCAGGUUGCCGUCAAGGUGCGUUCCGAAUCAUCAAUACAAGAAGCUAAGGCAUUACAAGCUGAGGUGAAACUCUUGACGAGAGUUCAUCAUAAAAACUUGGUUAGUCUAAUUGGGUACUGUGAUGACGGUACAAACAUGGUUCUCAUUUAUGAAUACAUGUCCAAUGGAAACCUGCAACAGAAGUUAUCAGGGAGAGAAGCCGCAGAUGUUUUGAAUUGGAAAGAGAGACUUCAAAUUGCAGUAGAUGCAGCACAUGGAUUGGAGUAUCUACACAAUGGCUGUAAGCCACCAAUAGUCCACAGAGACAUGAAAUCUUCCAACAUUCUAUUAACUGAAACACUGGAAGCGAAGAUAGCUGAUUUUGGGAUGUCCAGAGAUCUUGAAAGCGGUGCUUUCUUAUCAACUGACCCAGUAGGCACCCCUGGAUACCUUGAUCCUGAAUACCAGUCAGCGGGUUUGAAUAAGAAGAGCGAUGUUUAUAGCUUUGGGAUUGUUUUGUUGGAGCUAAUCACCGGCCGGCCUGCAAUAAUCCCUGGGGGCAUUUAUAUAGUUGUAUGGGUUAGUCCUAUGAUUGAGAGAGGGGAUAUUGAAAGCAUUGUUGAUCCAAGGUUACAAGGAGAUUUCAACACCAAUUCUGCCUGGAAAGCAGUAGAGAUAGCCUUAGCAUGUGUAGCAUCAACAGGAAUGCUAAGGCCAGACAUGAGUCGUGUAGUGGUAGACUUGAAGGAAUGUUUGGAGACAGAGGUGGCUUCCAGGAGAAUUGAGAUGGUAGGUAGCCAUCUAGAAGAUGUUCCCGUGGUUCUUAGCACUGAAUCGGCUCCCCAUGCUAGGUAGUUGUUGGACGCUACUAUUUUCAGUUAGUGUGAUAGAUUUGCUUAAUGUUAGCAUGUGGGAAUAUGUUCAACCCCCUUUAUUUCGAAUUGUGUUCAUCAAAAAUUCUAUAUUGGAUAGUACCAACUUUAA